AUGGUGCGGAUCCCUCCGCCGGGCCGUCCCCCGCCGGGCCGUCCCCCGCCGGGCCCCGCCGGGCCGUCCCCCGCCGGGCCCCGCCGGGCCGUCCUCCGCCGGGCCGUUCCCCCCCGCCGGGCCGUCCCCCGCCGGGCCGUCCUCCGCCGGGCCGUCCCCCACCGGGCCGUCGUCCGCCAGGCCGUCCGCCGUCGGGCGCCGUCGGGCGCCGUCGGGCGGGCGGGCGCGGGCCGUCGGGCGCCGGGCCGUCCGCCGUCGGGCGCCGUCGGGCGGGCGGGCGGGCGCGGGCCGGGCCGUCCGCCGUCGGGCGCCGUCGGGCAGGCGGGCGGGCGGGCGCGGGCCGUCGUCCGCCGUCGGGCCGUCCGCCGUCGGGCCGGGCGCCGUCGGGCGGGCGGGCGGGCGGGCGCGGGCCGUCGUCCGCCGUCGGGCCGUCCGCCGUCGGGCCGGGCGCCGUCGGGCGGGCGGGCGCGGGCGCGGGCCGUCGUCCGCCGUCGGGCCGUCCGCCGUCGGGCCGGGCGCCGUCGGGCGGGCGGGCGCGGGCGCGGGCCGUCGGGCGCCGUCGGGCCGGGCGCCGUCGGGCCGGGCGCCGUCGGGCGGGCGGGCGCGGGCGCGGGCCGUCGGGCGCCGUCGGGCCGGGCGCCGUCGGGCCGGGCGCCGUCGGGCGGGCGGGCGCGGGCGCGGGCCGUCGGGCGCCGUCGGGCCGGGCGCCGUCGGGCCGGGCGCCGUCGGGCGGGCGGGCGCGGGCGCGGGCCGUCGGGCGCCGUCGGGCCGGGCGCCGUCGGGCCGGGCGCCGUCGGGCGGGCGGGCGCGGGCGCGGGCCGUCGGGCGCCGUCGGGCCGGGCGCCGUCGGGCGGGCGGGCGCGGGCGCGGGCCGUCGGGCGCCGUCGGGCCGGGCGCCGUCGGGCCGGGCGCCGUCGGGCGGGCGGGCGCGGGCGCGGGCCGUCGGGCGCCGUCGGGCCGGGCGCCGUCGGGCCGGGCGCCGUCGGGCGGGCGGGCGCGGGCGCGGGCCGUCGGGCGCCGUCGGGCCGGGCGCCGUCGGGCCGGGCGCCGUCGGGCGGGCGGGCGCGGGCGCGGGCCGUCGGGCGCCGUCGGGCGCCGUCGGGCCGGGCGCCGUCGGGCCGGGCGCCGUCGGGCGGGCGGGCGCGGGCGCGGGCCGUCGGGCGCCGUCGGGCGCCGUCGGGCGCCGUCGGGCCGGGCGCCGUCGGGCCGGGCGCCGUCGGGCGGGCGGGCGCGGGCGCGGGCCGUCGGGCGCCGUCGGGCCGGGCGCCGUCGGGCCGGGCGCCGUCGGGCGGGCGGGCGCGGGCGCGGGCCGUCGGGCGCCGUCGGGCCGGGCGCCGUCGGGCCGGGCGCCGUCGGGCGGGCGGGCGCGGGCGCGGGCCGUCGGGCGCCGUCGGGCCGGGCGCCGUCGGGCCGGGCGCCGUCGGGCGGGCGGGCGCGGGCGCGGGCCGUCGGGCGCCGUCGGGCCGGGCGCCGUCGGGCCGGGCGCCGUCGGGCGGGCGGGCGCGGGCGCGGGCCGUCGGGCGCCGUCGGGCCGGGCGCCGUCGGGCCGGGCGCCGUCGGGCGCCGUCGGGCGGGCGGGCGCGGGCGCGGGCCGUCGGGCGCCGUCGGGCCGGGCGCCGUCGGGCCGGGCGCCGUCGGGCGCCGUCGGGCGGGCGGGCGCGGGCGCGGGCCGUCGGGCGCCGUCGGGCCGGGCGCCGUCGGGCGCCGUCGGGCCGGGCGCCGUCGGGCGGGCGGGCGCGGGCGCGGGCCGUCGGGCGCCGUCGGGCCGGGCGCCGUCGGGCCGGGCGCCGUCGGGCGGGCGGGCGCGGGCGCGGGCCGUCGGGCGCCGUCGGGCCGGGCGCCGUCGGGCGGGCGGGCGCGGGCGCGGGCGCGGGCCGUCGGGCGCCGUCGGGCCGGGCGCCGUCGGGCCGGGCGCCGUCGGGCGCCGUCGGGCGGGCGGGCGCGGGCGCGGGCCGUCGGGCGCCGUCGGGCCGGGCGCCGUCGGGCCGGGCGCCGUCGGGCGCCGUCGGGCGGGCGGGCGCGGGCGCGGGCCGUCGGGCGCCGUCGGGCCGGGCGCCGUCGGGCCGGGCGCCGUCGGGCGCCGUCGGGCGGGCGGGCGCGGGCGCGGGCCGUCGGGCGCCGUCGGGCCGGGCGCCGUCGGGCCGGGCGCCGUCGGGCGCCGUCGGGCGGGCGGGCGCGGGCCGUCGGGCGCCGUCGGGCGCCGUCGGGCCGGGCGCCGUCGGGCGCCGUCGGGCGGGCGGGCGCGGGUGCGGGCCGUCGGGCGCCGUCGGGCCGGGCGCCGUCGGGCCGGGCGCCGUCGGGCGCCGUCGGGCGGGCGGGCGCGGGCGCGGGCCGUCGGGCGCCGUCGGGCCGGGCGCCGUCGGGCCGGGCGCCGUCGGGCGCCGUCGGGCGGGCGGGCGCGGGCGCGGGCCGACGUCCGCCGUCGGGCCGGGCGCCGUCGGGCGCCGUCGGGCGGGCGGGCGCGGGCGCGGGCCGACGUCCGCCGUCCGUCGGGCGCCGUCGGGCCGGGCGCCGUCGGGCGCCGUCGGGCGGGCGGGCGCGGGCGCGGGCCGACGUCCGUCGGGCGCCGUCGGGCCGGGCGCCGUCGGGCGCCGUCGGGCGGGCGGGCGCGGGCGCGGGCCGACGUCCGUCGGGCGCCGUCGGGCCGGGCGCCGUCGGGCGCCGUCGGGCGGGCGGGCGCGGGCGCGGGCCGACGUCCGUCGGGCGCCGUCGGGCCGGGCGCCGUCGGGCGGGCGGGCGCGGGCGCGGGCCGACGUCCGUCGGGCGCCGUCGGGCCGGGCGCCGUCGGGCGGGCGGGCGCGGGCGCGGGCCGACGUCCGUCGGGCGCCGUCGGGCCGGGAGCCGUCGGGCGCCGUCGGGCGGGCGGGCGCGGGCGCGGGCCGACGUCCGUCGGGCGCCGUCGGGCGGGCGGGCGCGGGCGCGGGCCGACGUCCGUCGGGCGCCGUCGGGCCGGGCGCCGUCGGGCGCCGUCGGGCGGGCGGGCGCGGGCCGUCGGGCGCCGUCGGGCGCCGUCGGGCGCCGUCGGGCGGGCGGGCGCGGGCCGUCGGGCGCCGUCGGGCGCCGUCGGGCGCCGUCGGGCGCCGUCGGGCGGGCGGGCGCGGGCCGUCGGGCGCCGUCGGGCGCCGUCGGGCGCCGUCGGGCGCCGUCGGGCGCCGUCGGGCGGGCGGGCGCGGGCCGUCGGGCGCCGUCGGGCGCCGUCGGGCGCCGUCGGGCGCCGUCGGGCGGGCGGGCGCGGGCCGUCGGGCGCCGUCGGGCGCCGUCGGGCGCCGUCGGGCGCCGUCGGGCGGGCGGGCGCGGGCCGUCGGGCGCCGUCGGGCGCCGUCGGGCGCCGUCGGGCGGGCGGGCGCGGGCCGUCGGGCGCCGUCGGGCGGGCGGGCGCGGGCCGACGUCCGUCGGGCGCCGUCGGGCGGGCGGGCGCGGGCCGACGUCCGUCGGGCGCCGUCGGGCGCCGUCGGGCGCCGUCGGGCGGGCGGGCGCGGGCCGUCCUCCGUCGGGCGCCGUCGGGCGCCGUCGGGCGGGCGGGCGCGGGCCGUCCUCCGUCGGGCGCCGUCGGGCGCCGUCGGGCGGGCGGGCGCGGGCCGUCCUCCGUCGGGCGCCCUCGGGCGCCGUCGGGCGGGCGGGCGCGGGCCGUCCUCCGUCGUCCGUCCGUCGAUGUGUCAGUGCGGCGAGCGGGAGUGCAAACCGUCAUUUCCAGUGUUGGCGCAACAAUCAUUGCAAAGAUGGGCGGGAAAGGGGGAUUCAGAGGGGAAUGCGGGAAUGGCAAGGGCGUUGGUGGUGGCGUCUGGGGUGGUGGCGAGGAGGAGGCAUGGGAGGGGUGGCGAGGGAAACCGUCCCCACCAACCGUCCCCGCAUGGAUGUGAGCAGGUGGCUGUGAGUGCAAACCGCAUGUCCAGUGUUGGCACAACAGUCAUUGCAAAGGUGGACGGGAAAGGGGGAUUCAGAGGGGAAUGCGGGAAUGGCAAGGGCGUUGGUGGUGGCGUCUGGGGUGGUGGCGAGGAGGAGGCAUGGGAGGGGCGGCCGUCUGGACCGCUCUGUUGCCCAGGCGGCCGGCAAGGGCCGCAAACUUACGUGCGCGGACCGUUCGUGUAUACCGGCACCACGUGCGCCAUGACCGUUACGCCCGGCGACCCCGUGAGCGGCAACCUUUCCCGUUGUCUGCUCCACGCGCUUUCCGCCUUCGUUUCCCCGCCACCUCAUCUCGGUUCUCCUUUCAUUGAGAUAUGCUUUUCCCCCCACCAUCCUCCCCCACUUCCCAACUGCAUACUUCCCUCACUGCCCCUUUCUCAGCUGCCGACAAUGUCAGUGCGGCGAGCGGGAGUGCAAACCGUCAUUACCAGCAUUGGCGCAACAGUCAUUGCGAAGGUGGGCGGGAAAGGGGGAUUCAAAGGGGAAUGCGGGAAUGGCAAGGGCGUUGGUGGUGGCGUCUGGGGUGGUGGCGAGGAGGAGGCAUGGGACGGGUGA
Closterium sp. Naga37s-1 is the source of this 4461-nucleotide messenger RNA. NCBI's taxonomy places the organism in Eukaryota, Viridiplantae, Streptophyta, Zygnematophyceae, Desmidiales, Closteriaceae. The record is from the annotation of a GenBank genome assembly.